This is a messenger RNA of Strongylocentrotus purpuratus (purple sea urchin), 1899 nucleotides long. Its product is annotated as regulator of telomere elongation helicase 1. The transcript has 14 exons. Gene Ontology annotation, cellular component: nucleus. Gene Ontology annotation, molecular function: hydrolase activity, acting on acid anhydrides, in phosphorus-containing anhydrides; ATP binding; DNA polymerase binding. Gene Ontology annotation, biological process: negative regulation of DNA recombination; negative regulation of t-circle formation; regulation of double-strand break repair via homologous recombination. Bases 323 to 1723 code for a protein of 466 amino acids. The record is from RefSeq and is a predicted model, not a curated record. NCBI's taxonomy places the organism in Eukaryota, Metazoa, Echinodermata, Echinoidea, Camarodonta, Strongylocentrotidae.
AUGAAAUCAUCUGAAGAAUAUUGAAGAAUAAUAAAGCUUCUAUUCCGCUUAUCUUUGAAAUAAGAAGUUUUCCUGAUAGAUAAGCCUACUGUGGAAAAGGUAAUACGCCGUUGGUACUGAUUGUUUUUCAUUAUUUCAGUGCUCUUUCCUUUCUUACUCAUUCAAACACAUUUUGUUUACAUGUAUGCAGUUUCCUAUUUUAUAGUUUACACCAAUGAGGGAAAGAAGCAGGAGUAUUUCUGAGCAGCAGUGAGCUAAACCAGGUUCCAGUGUUGAGGGCUCAUGUUAAUUGCAUCGUGGGAAGGGGCCGAGCACUCCCAUCAUGCCAAGCGUCAUGUGCGAAGGGGUGCAGGUGGAGUUCCCGUUUGAACCGUACCCCUGCCAGAAAGACUACAUGAGAAAGGUUAUCCAGUGCCUUCAGAUGAGUAAAAAUGGAGUCCUGGAGAGCCCUACAGGAACGGGCAAGACGCUGUGCCUGCUCUGCUCCACUCUGGCCUGGAGGCAUACCUACAUUGCUCAGCAGGAGCUGGGGAAGUGCCUCAAGGGCAGUAACGGAGGCGGAGAUGGUGCUGGAGCUGGAGCCGGAGCCGGAGCCGGAGCCUACAAGGAGCAGCUGAUGACGGACCUCAAGGCUGCAUCUGGGUGGGGAGAGGGCAGUGAAGAGGGUUUAUUCAUUGACCGGCCCAAGAUCAUCUAUGCUUCUAGAACCCAUUCUCAACUCUCACAGGCACUGGACCAACUCAAAGAUACCAUAUACAGGCCCAAAGUGUGUGUUCUGGGAUCACGAGAGCAGAUGUGCGUUCACCCUGAAGUAGUCAAGGUUGAAAGCAACUCGGCAAAGGUGCAUAUGUGUCGUGCCAAGGUGAACGCCAAGAUGUGUCACUUCCACAACAAUCUAGACAACAAGAAAGGAGAGAAGGCGUUUUCUGAAGGUAUUCUAGAUAUUGAGGAUCUAGUCAAACUGGGAAAUGCACACAAAGUUUGUCCAUAUUACAUGGCAAGAGAACUCAAGACCUCAGCUGAUAUCAUAUUUAUGCCAUACAACUACCUCUUAGACCCCAAGUCACGCCGUAUUCAUGGAAUUGAGUUACAAGGCAAUAUUAUCAUCUUUGAUGAGGCGCACAAUGUGGAGAGGAUGUGUGAGGAGAGUGCUUCCUUUGACCUGACCUCAUUUGACCUGGCCUCCUGUGUGGAGGAGACAGAUCAUCUCCUCAAGAAGACUGUAGAGGUCACCAUGCUGAAUGAGCGUUACCAUGGUGAAGGGAUGGGAGGAGAUGAUGAAUUUGAUGCUGCUGGUCUUGCUACACUAAAAAAGCUGUUCCUGGACCUAGAGGAGCACAUCAGUUCAUUCAACAUCCCAAACCACAGUGAUGGAAUCACCAAACCUGGAAGCUUCAUCUUUGAGUUCUUCAGUCAGGUGAACAUCAAUGCUGAGACCAAGAAUGAACUGAUGCAGCUACUAGAGAAAAUGAUCUCACACCUUACUAAUAGUUCCACUGUAUUCCACAACAAAGCUGCUGGUCUGCAAAAGUUUCAUGACAUCAUUACUAUUGUGUUUAGUCGAGAUGGUCCCGAGGGUAGUAGCAGAACUCAACUGACCGCCUCUCAGAUGACCAAGUAUUACAAGGUCCACAUCCGGACCACGGAGCCGACGCAGAAGAAGACCGGAAAACUGGACGUAUGGGCAAGCUCCUCCAGUAAACCAAAGAAAAAAGGUAAUUAAAUUUCAUUCCCAAUUUCGGUUUCAUUAUUUUGAUAAAAAGACAUGGCAAAAGUCUAAAGAUUAACAUUGUUAUAUUUACAUUUAAGUGCAAAAUCAAGCUUACUGGUAUACAAAUCUUUGCCCUUUUAUAUGUGAUGAGUUGCCAUAUAUUGUUUUCAACCUUUUGUCAUUUCUAU